Amaranthus tricolor (Joseph's coat) is the source of this 2477-nucleotide messenger RNA. Its product is annotated as F-box/LRR-repeat protein 3-like. NCBI's taxonomy places the organism in Eukaryota, Viridiplantae, Streptophyta, Magnoliopsida, Caryophyllales, Amaranthaceae. Gene Ontology annotation, molecular function: protein binding. The transcript has 8 exons. The record is from RefSeq and is a predicted model, not a curated record. Gene Ontology annotation, cellular component: SCF ubiquitin ligase complex. Bases 244 to 2196 code for a protein of 650 amino acids. Gene Ontology annotation, biological process: SCF-dependent proteasomal ubiquitin-dependent protein catabolic process.
ACCCGUACUAAGGAAAAUGCAGUUGUUGAUUGUACUUACCAAUUGCAACUACCUCAAAUGUUGUCUGCCCCAGAUGAUAGCAUUCUUUUCCCCAUUUCCCCAUUUCCCCACCUUCCUAACUUCCAUCAUUUUCUCUUCACUUCAUUCCUCAAUCUUCCCAAAUCCCAAUCACUCUUCUUCAUCACUUCCCACUUUUAACAAACCCUAUAAUAUCUUCAUUUUUCACCUUCAAUUUCUCCUCCAAUGGCGAAAUUCAUUAAAUCAGAAAACUUUUUCAACAUGUUGAGCGAAGAAAUUGUUCUUUUGAUCCUUAAUAAGCUCCAAGACCCAAUUUCCAUUAACUCAUUUUCACAAACUUGCAAAAAUUUUUACUUAAUUGAAUCCAAACAGCGAAGAUCCGCCAAAUUAAUUCGACCCGAUUUUCUCCCUACCAUAACCCGUCGUUACCCAUUUCUCUCUCAUCUUGAUCUUUCUCUUUGCCCUCGUGUUACUGACUCUCACCUUAGCUUGGUCUCCAUUUUGGGUACUUCUUUGUUAUCUAUUAAGCUUACUUUAUGUAGGUUUGUAACCGGGUCUGGGGUUUCGGAUUUGGUAUCAAAAUGCCCGAAUUUGGUGGAGUUGGACCUUAGUAAUGCUACUGAGCUUACUGAUUCUACUGCCGCUGCCAUUUCCGGGGCUAAAAAGUUGGAAAAAUUGACAAUGGUGAGAUGUAAACUGGUUUCGGAUAUGGGUAUUGGUUGCAUUGCUGUUGGGUGUCCGAGAUUGAAGUGGGUUAUUUUGAAAUGGUGUUUAAGAGUUACUGAUUUAGGGGUUCGUCUUCUUGCUAUCAAAUGUCAAGAACUUCAAAGCUUGGAUCUUUCUUAUGUCUCGAUAACCGAGAAAAGCCUUGUGCCUAUCUUGCAACUAGCUCAUCUUGAAGAACUAGUCUUGGUGGGAUGUCUUGGCAUUGAUGAUGACGGCCUUGCUUUUUUAAAUGAAGGUUGUUCCACGUUGAAGAGACUUGAUUUAUCUAAAUGUCAGAACAUAGGUCACACUGGUCUAGCCAAUCUAACAAGAGGUGCUAGAUGUCUGAAAGAGGUCAUAUUGGCAUAUGGCUCUGCUGUUACUCUUGAUGUGGCAAAGUGUUUCAAGAAGUUCUCGAUGUUGCAGUGUCUUAGACUAGAUGGUUCCUCUGUCACGUCUUCUGCAUUGAGGAUGAUAGGAAACUGGUCUGGUUCUCUUAGAGAGCUGAGCUUGAGUAAAUGCACAGGCGUGACAGAUGACGGCAUCAUUUAUAUUGUGAGGAAGCAUACUCAGUUAAAGAAACUAGACAUUACGUGCUGCCGCAAGAUCACUUCUGUGUCUAUUGACUGUAUUACUAGUUCUUGUACUGCCCUCUUGUCCCUUAAGAUGGAGGCUUGUUCUCAAAUCUCGGCUGAUGCUUUUGUAUUGAUUGGACAGCGUUGUCAAUUUUUGGAGGAAUUAGAUGCCACGGAUAAUGAGAUAGAUGACGAAGGCCUGAAAUCCAUUGCUGGAUGUUCCAGGCUUUCAUGCUUGAAAUUAGGGAUCUGCCUCAAAAUCACGGAUGAUGGUCUGAUGCAAGUCGGGAUGCAUUGCGCUAGAAUAAAAGAGAUCGAUUUAUACAGGGCCAUAAAAAUAUCGGAUGAAGGCAUUGCAUCAAUCGCUCAAGGUUGCUCUGGUCUUGAGUUGAUCAACAUUGCAUAUUGUGAUCAAAUCACAGAUUCCUCUCUUUUAUCAUUAUCAAAAUGUACGAGAUUAAAAGUAUUGGAAGCCAGAGGGUGCCCUCGUAUCACGUCAGAUGGUCUAGCGGCCAUUGCUGCUGGAUGCCGGCAACUUGCUGUCCUUGACAUAAAGAAGUGUUACAAAAUCGACAACUCUGGAAUGAUUCCUCUUGCUCGAUAUUCAGUAAACCUCAAACAGAUAAACUUGUCGUAUUGCUCAGUUACUGAUGUAGGGCUGUUGGUGUUAGCUAGCCGAAGCCCAUUACAGAACAUGACGAUAUUACAUCUGUCCGGACUAAGCCCGAAUGGGCUAGCAGCUGCCUUGCUAACGUGUAGAGGGCUAAAGAAAGUCAAACUCCACGCAUCUUUCAAAGCUCUUCUUCCUCAGUCGCUUCUUGCCCACAUGGAAAGCCGUGGCUGUGUUCUUCACUGGAGAGACAAAGCCUUUCAGCCUCAGAUUGACACAGACUGGUAGACACUCCUGACCCAUUUGACACUCCUUUGGACCAGCAAGAAGAAAACAUCAACUAAUUUUUAAGGAUUUCUACCUUUUUUUUUCUUGUUCUCCCCUAACUUUUAGUUUUGGAGUUUGGGCAUUGACCUCAUAAUUAAUAAUUGUGUCAAUAUAGAGGAGAUAACAACUGAUAAUGACUUCAAACAGAAGAAGUUUGGAUCAGUAAUAUACUUGUAUUUGUUAAUAUGUAGUAGUAUUCUGUCUCGUUUAAUUUGCUAUAGUUGUAAAUUUAUGUUUUUUUA